Molecule: messenger RNA, 3067 nt
Organism: Pogona vitticeps (central bearded dragon)
Lineage: Eukaryota; Metazoa; Chordata; Lepidosauria; Squamata; Agamidae
Source: RefSeq, a predicted model, not a curated record
GGGUGUAACGUAGGCACGGGAGUGCCUGUGGAUGAGCGUGGCCGGAGGGACUCUUCUAACCCCAGGAGCGGAGCCUCCUCGCACCGUCAGAGGGAAAACGUUGCUAAGGCCGCUCGGGGGAAGGAGGCGCCGCGGGGCGUGAGGGGCUUAUUUUCCAGCCUCGCUCCUCUCCGCCAUCGCAGGGUCCUCCGUGACUUAGGGGGGCGGGGGGGGGGAAUCCUCCGCAGGGAAAAGGGCCGCCACAGCGGGUGAAUCGGCGCCCGCGCCCUCCCCGUUACUAGGAUGCCGUCGUUGUCGCCUCAGAAAUCCUUCCCCCCCCCCCCCGCUGCGUCUUGCCCCCUUCGGGCGGGAAGGAAAGGCACGUCCUGUGGCGGUUCCCGUUCGUUGUUGUUGUUUUUUUUUAAUUUAAGGGAGGACAGGUGGUGGUGGUUCCCCUCACUCCGCGACGUGGGCGAGGCGGCCCACCGCGAAAGUUGAUUUAAAACCAUCAGCUUCCGCCGCCGCCCCCCCCCCAUCCAAACAGGUCAAUUUACUGACGCGCUGCGGAGGGGAGGCAGCUCUUCGCCUCAGAGACGGCGGCGAGAGGGGAGCCCCAAGCUCGCUCUUCCUCACGAGAAGCUUUUUAGCAGCGCUUCCUAAACGACAUAAACAACGAGCUUUCGGGAACAGACCUAUUGACCAAAAACAAUGCAUCUAGGAAAGAAGAAGUGAGCUCCUGGGCACUUUCGAUUUAAGUAUGAGUCUAGGCGUCUAUGUGACUUUUUUUCUGUCAAAAAUCGAGAUGGGCACAAAUUAAGGCAUCCCUAUCCAGGCUGAGUUGUCAUCGUGCCUGCACAGUUACUCUAUGGAAACCUUCAAGCAGUGUAAUCCAGAAGAAAAAUCAGUAGUCAGUAAAAUGCAGAAAAAAUACUGGAAAACAAAACAAGUUCUAAUCAAAGUUACUGGAAAGAAGGAAGAUGAAUAUGUGGUAGCAUAUGAUGCUGAGUUAGAUGCCAAAUUAGAGUUUUUUCACAGCAUCCAAGUUACCUGCACAGAUCUUCUAAAGAUUAUUGAAAAAUACCAACAGAGACUUAAUGUUUUGUCUAAACAGGAAAAUGGACUGGGAGACUUCUUAAAGUUUCAGGCAGCCCGGGGUGAAGGGCAGAUUAACAGAAUGCUUGAUGCCACUGGCCAAGCCCUCUAUGGUUCUUCCCAACAAAGGCUAGCUCUUCGCACUGCUUUGUCUCGCCUUGGACAAGAACUUGCGACAUUUAAUCAGAGGGCUGUGUCCGAUACCUUGCUAACAGUCAUCCGAAUGGAGGAAGCACGCACAGAGUAUAGAGGGACUUUGCUGUGGAUGAAGGAUGCUUCUCAAGAACUGGAUCCUGACACUUUCAAACAAAUGGAGAAGUUCAGAAAGGUGCAGGGGCAAGUAAGAAACACCAAAACCCAGUUUGAUAAGCUAAAAGUGGAUGUUUGUCAGAAGGUGGACCUCCUUGGAACCAGCCGCUGUAAUAUGCUGUCACACUGUCUUGCAGUUUAUCAGAUGACAUUUCUGCACUUCUGUGAGAAGACUGCUCAAAAGAUGUCUGAAAUUAAAGAAGGCUUUGCAAGUUUGCAGCCAUCUUAUUCUAAUACAUCUGAGAAGCUUACUAAGCAAACUGUUGGAGAAAACCAGGAGAAUGCCACGGGAGCUGCUACCAUAUCAAACACGGACAAGCUGAUUUUGCUGGAUGAAGAUAGCUGUGAAACUCAGUUAGGGACAGAUGCUACAAUCCAUUCUCAGCCAAGCAUAUUUGGUGAUGAUCAGCCAUGUAGCCUUGAGAAAGACUGGCUUGAAGACGAUUUUGAGCGUCAUUUGUCAUGUCUGGAGGACUUAUCAAAACCCAGUUCUUCAGACACUGCAAGUACCAGCCAAGCGGAAUAUCCAAAUGUGUUUGAGCAUCCGAAUCUCUGGGCUCAAGGAACUGCUGCAGAACAACAGGCCCAAGUUAAUUCAGGAGUAUUUCUACCUUCACAGCUCUUUGAUUUUGGCUUUCAUACUGCUGGGGAAUUUAGUAGCUGGGUGUCUCAGUCAGAAUGUCAAAGUCUUUCUUCCAAAUCAGUUCCUGAUGAUCAGCUAGGACCUUCACACAGCACACCAAAUGUACCACAAAGAUGUGUGGAGACAAGUAGCCAAGACUUAUCAGCAUGGUUCAAUGCUUUGGCAGACCUGGACCCCUCUCAAGAUCCAGAUGCUAUUGGACACUCAGAUGAUGACCUCCUCGCUGCAUGAUUAAGUAUAACUCCAAGCACACAGUUUUCUAGUGUUUCUCAAUUCUAAGCCUUGGCUGCAGACAUCCUUGUAAAUGAAGAUCAUCACUGAUUGUACAUGGGAAAUAGCAAGACAGUAAAGACCACCUGUGCCUCUUGACUUUAUUAAAUUUUUCAUGCUAUCAAGGGUACUGUUAUUACUACUGCAGAAAUGUCGAAUAGCACAAUUAGUCUCUAGAGUGAUCAGCUCAUGAUUUCACUGUAGGACAGCAACUCAACUGUAUGGUAUUUCUCCUCUAAACUUAACCAGACUUACUCAUUUGAAGAGAAGGAAAAGUAGUGACAUACAUUACAAACAUUCAGUACAUUUUUAGUUAUCCCUAUAUUAGAUUCACCAAUUAUUUUAAAAAGUACUUUUAGAGCAGCACAGAGCAACCAGGAUGCAAAUAUCUUGCAGUUGCUAUAAUUCAAACAUAGUUAAACCUGAAACCAGAGAAGCCCUUUACAACUUGGAAUAUUUGCAUCUGGAGAGUGACUGAGAUCAGAAAAGGAGGAGUAAUUGUAUCACUUGCCAGCUAGCUGGCUUGUCCUCUGUGAAGAGUUCUAAAGAUAUUUUCACCUACAUUUGGCACUCUGUAGAGGGAAAAGUUGCUGGUAGGAUUAUUUAGGGUAGGAAAAAGUUUAAGGACUUGUCCAUCUACCACUUCUGGGAGGGUCCUUUUUCAAAAAGCCUUUCUGUGAUUUUACGCUACUAAGUCUUAAGCAACAAGGUAAAACUGGAAAUUUUUUUAAAGGAACCAGAACCCUGCUUCAAAGAUGGCAUAGUAGCAGGUUC